AUGAUUGUACUGGAUACCGGUAAUGCUGAGAAGAAAGCAGUAGAUACGCCUUUAUCAGCGCUCGGUCGACGACACUCUCCUUCCUCCGAUACCAGCUCUCCUCCAUCCACUUCGGCAUCUUCUCCGGCAGUCCCAGCCCAGCCGUGGCCCCUGGUGGUGCAUGAGCCGUUCGAGGCAUUGGCAGCUGAUCCCGACCUGCCGUUGUGUGCGCCCUACAACAAACUGCUAUAUUAUCUUUUCCCGGCGGAUAUCAACUUCCUCGUUGCCCCCGGGCCUUAUCCACCCCUUCCUAACACUGAAACCGACGCUAUCUCGGCGCCCUUCGUGUUCACUGUCUUCUACAAAACACAUCCUGUCCUCCUACUUCACGUCCAUCCGGCGCACGGGCUCCGCUGGGCAUCCGCACGCAUGUCAGCCGACGCACUCUGCCGCCGCCGGCUGAAUGAUCUGGCUCCCGAUUGCCGCCUGCCGAAGCUGUACGCCCUCAGCACGUUCGGGACCAAACUCCGGUUCUACGCAGCGACCAAAGUAGUGACCGCCGUACCUACCAGUCCGACCGGAAUUUCUUCCGCUGUAAUUUCAUCGAGGGUUGCAAGGACGAUCUCUUGUCCGGCAGUACAGAUCGAUCCUCCGCUUCCGCCCCCCGUCGCAGGAUCGGAUGUGGCGCCUCCAAGUAGAUGGAAUUGCGACGUUUUGGAAGAGGCGGGUGCGAAUCUGUUGAAACAGUCCGUCGCGGAGAUAAUCGCGCGCAUAUAUCUAACUGACGCGUAUUCAACAAUUGAUGUAAAGAACAAGUGUGCUGACUGAUCACCGUGACAUCAUGAGAACAGUGGUCUUCUUUGCGAGCUGCUCCCUGGAUCUUUGCUCGACCGCUUCUCCCUUUAUCGCCCGCUCUGAGUGCUACUUCAAGACAGCUCAUUUUCGACAGAGGCUGACCUGUCUUACUUUCCGUGGUGUCUGAUCCGCCCGCCGCUAUGAAAAUCUUUGGUCCAAAACUUCCCGAUGAGCGGCGAAAGUCGAAACCUGAGCGACACCCUCAAGACUUCCAUUGCUUGGUACAAUGCGGCUAAUCCUUGACUUAAAGGGCUGCCGAACCUCCAGGUCAC
This is a messenger RNA of Mycena citricolor, 1106 nucleotides long. Lineage: Eukaryota; Fungi; Basidiomycota; Agaricomycetes; Agaricales; Mycenaceae. The record is from the annotation of a GenBank genome assembly.